This is a messenger RNA of Pseudogymnoascus destructans, 357 nucleotides long. RefSeq lists its product as uncharacterized. NCBI's taxonomy places the organism in Eukaryota, Fungi, Ascomycota, Leotiomycetes, Thelebolales, Thelebolaceae. The coding region runs from base 1 to 357 and encodes 118 amino acids. The record is from RefSeq and is a predicted model, not a curated record. The transcript is spliced from 3 exons.
AUGCCUGCGGUGGGGCUGGCGAUCCCCUUUGGGUACGACACAGCAGAUAUUACUCCAGACGACGACCCAGACAAAUAUAACACGGUAACCGCUGCGGAGGAUAAGCCCACAGCGUCUGUCGGGCGACGAGUUACGAAGGUCAACAACUGGGAGCAGAUUCAGAGAGUCUGGCCUACUCAGCCCUCUGGCAAGCCCAGCGAAGAAGCUGCUCUUGGCCGUUUAUUUGGCAAGAAACCAAAGGGCGACGGAGAUCCAUUGUCAAAUGGUCAAGCAAAGGGCCGGGCAAACCAUAAGCAUCACAAGAGUGAUCCCUCGGCAUUAUCGAACGCGGCAGAUAAGCCAAUCUCACCCCAGUGA